AUGGCGGCCGUGCGCGAGACUGCAAAGGUUAUAGACAUACCGCUGCCUGAAUUUGCCGACUUUACGUCCGAGUCAAUGCCUCGUAGAGAGAGGGUGGCAACUCGUGCUGUCACAGCUAUGGGUGCUCAUACAGCGAUUUUCAAGAAUGUCCGGGAAGUCCAGUUAAAGAACACGCAAGAGCGAUGCUGCACCGAUCAAUGGUUGGAUGAAAAUGAAAGUGAAUGGAUGAUCUUGGAUGCCCUAUGUCGAUCGAGGCCUUGGGCCACCAACAAAGACAAAUCGUUUCCGUAUCCUUUCAGGGAGGCAACCGAUAGAAUGCGCGCCAUCGAAGGCCCUUGGGUCGGUGAUAACGAUGAAUUUCCGCGAGACUGGACGCGGGAGGCUGCAGCCGAUGACGCUUUGACAAACCUUGUGCAAAUCAAGGAGUACCCGCCAGCGAGGCGGUUGCUACUCUUUGCUCCAGAUUUUGGGAGUGUGAAUUCUUUUGACUCCAGCUGGGCCAAGCUUGAUGCGGAUUUGUGGGUGGUAAGCUGGCAGGGUUGGACCUGUUGGGAUCAGAUGAUUGAGCAGGUCACCAGGAAGGUCCUAUCCUUGGCUGAUGGUGUGAGCACAGUUUGGUACGGCCACUCAAUGGGAGCCAUCGUUGCCUACGAAGUGCUCAAGCGCUUUGACGCCCGCUACCGUUCGCCGAAUUUGCCUGUUUCCCUGAUCAUAAGUGGCUGCCCAGCGCCUCAUUUGUUCCAGGAGAACUAUCGGCCGCUUGAGAAGUAUAGCUUCCUGCAAAAGCUUCGUAUUUGCAAUGACUUCGACAUCUUGUCGGACGAUCAGAAAGCCAUCAUGGCCAAAGAGUUUCAGGUGCAAUGGGAAGCCACCGACGCCUUCCAGGCCAUGGACCCAGGCGUGCGGAAGGCGGCUCAGAGCACGGAGCAUCGCAAGGCAAUGAUGAGUGACCGAAAGAUUCUUCAGUCUUAUCACUUUCAGCAUGAUGAGUGCCCUGCUGUCAACAUUCCAGUUGUUGCAAUGGCACAUGAUGAAGAUGAACUCGUGGAUCAGAGUAUGGUGAAGGCUUGGAGUUCCUAUGCAAAGCCAGAGAACUUUGAAUUUCCAAGAUGCCAAGCCAUGGCAACAAUCUCAGAGCGGUUGCGAUGUCACAUCGUUGCGCGUGGUGUACGCAGCUUUGGGAAGAAGCGAGGAGGAUAUCGUGGAGGUAUCCUAGUCCUGGAUCCUGUGAUGGCCUGGGGAUCCACAGCAUCCAUGGGCCCCAAGCAGCUUUUAGAUGCCAUUGAUAGGGCAAGUCGAGCUGGUGCCACAUUGAGCCAUGGCUCCAACCAUCAGCAGCUGUGGGAACGCCUCAGUUGCCGUUGUCAGGCCUUGAUGUUGGCCUUGUCACCGCCGGAACUGUGCCGGGCUUUAUUUGGAUUCCACCGUGCCAGAUGCAGUGAUGCAGAGCUCCUAGCCGCGGCCUGUGACGCGCUUCUGUCUGAAAAAAACUGGGACUUUGAUGAAGGAGAUGGAACCGAUGCAACUUUUUCUGACAUGCACAAGCUGGGGAAUCAUACAGCUAUGAGUGCCAACGAUGUUGCCAUGUUGCUGAAAGCGUUCAGCAAGCACGGCUACAAGGACAAUCUGGAUGCCAUCGACUUUCUCCUGCACCGGGCCAGCCAAACCUUGCCCGAUGCAGCUGUGACGGACAUUUCUCAACUACUGGCUGCAAUGGUCAGACUCGGAUUGGAAGAUCGGUUUGGGGGCGGAGUUGACGAAGCCAGCCGUGUGCAGCCACCACAUCCAGGUUUGCUGAACCAGCUAUUUAUGCAUGCUCGUGGAGGUUUGUUUGAUCGCUUCACGCCUGCCAGUGAUGUGACCAAUCUCUGCAUCGCAGUAGCGAAGUUACCGGCCACGCAGCAGGGGAGCCGUUUGUUGUUGGAUAUGGCUGACAAGUUGGGCUCCGAUGCAGGCUUCAGCUAUGCCGCCAAAGUGGCUCCACGCGAUGUGCUUCGUCGACUGCAGGCCAUAGUAGUGGCAAAAGGCCUGGGCGAAUCGGGACCCAUUUGGCGAAGGCUGAGCGCAGAUCAACAAUUGCGGCUCUGCAAGAAUGUAGCGGCAAGCCUGGGGCAUCGCUGCAGUGAGCUCGAUUCAGUUGCUCUAGUCGGUGCGUUGCAGGCAUUUGCUGAUUUGCUGCAAGGGCUUGAGGAGCCAUCAGCCUGGGAGAUGGACUUGUUGGAUCCGCUAUGCGCACUAUUGCUGCAACGGAUGAAUAACUUUCCUCCUGAGGAGUGUGUUCGUUGUUUGCAGGCAACUGAAUCUCUUCUGAAGCUUCGAACCGAAAAGAGCGAGGACGUUGCUGAUGGUGAAGUGCUGGCACAGCAAGGGCACGGAUAUUCCUUCAGCCCUGUUCCGGAGCUGCUGAGCAAGAUCAGCGAAACUAUGUUGAAACAUGAAAUCGAAAAAGAUCUUGCAAAGAUGUUGCCAGAUGUCGGUCCGACAUCUGGCCCUAUUCCGGACGAGACUGAUUGCGUGGUCAUUGGAGCUGGGAUAGCUGGAGUGACUUCAGCAAGGGCCAUGGUUGAGGCUGGCAGGGACGUCCUCAUUCUGGACCGCUACGAAACUCUUGGUGGGAUUUGGACAUACUAUGCCAAUCAAUUUUCGCGGGUGAACACUUCUGAAGUGGGAUACCGAAUGGUGAAUCAAGAGGGCCCUGGAUCUCGACCAAAUACGGAUCAUUCUCCCACCCAUGACAUCCUGCGAGACUUGUUUACAGUUGCGGCAAAGUUUUCCUACGGCAAGUUCCGCUGUGGGAUCGACGUCUUCAAGGUCACACAGCGAAAUGACAAAAGCUAUGAUGUGCAUUGGAAGAAUCUGAAGACCGGUGAGACCAACAAGACGCAUGCAAUGAGCGUGUGCUUUCACACAAAUCGCAGAAUUGGGAAAAGACGAGAUGUGGACUGGCCUGGCAGAGAGAAAUUUCGAGGGGAAUGCGUCUAUGGCUAUGCAAACGAGGUUUUGCCCUUGAAGUUCUGGGGCAAGAAUGUCAUUGUAGUGGGAGCAGGAGCUUUCGCGUAUGAAAAUCUUCGAACCGCGAUAGAGCAUGGGGCGAGACAUGUGACGAUGCUGGGACGUCGCUCUGGCACCACCUGUCCAAAAUGGAUUGAUGUCAUCGCCUUCCUGCGACCUGCAGAUGAGUUCUACAACACGAAUAGGGCGGGCAACAUCAUUAGCUUUGAUGUAUGGAAGCAGUGUUACGAGGAUUCAGGCUUGCCGAAGCCCGAAUGUUGGGCAGAAGGGCUGCUGAAGCCGCACAAUCACACAGUCUCAGUCUCCGAUCUUGGCUUCAUCGCUGGAUACCACGGGCUUGCUACCCUCAGGGUGGGCGAGAUCCAUGAAUAUCGCAAUGAUGGUCAGGGAGUGAUUCUGAAGGAUGGAUCUAAAUUGGACUGCGACAUCAUCAUCAAGGCAACAGGCUUCCACCUCAACGAUGAGGUCCCUAAAAUUUGUGGUCGGAAGAACAUCUAUUCCUACGACCUGUUGGACUACAACCUCCUGUAUGGGGCCGAGCCGUUGUUGGAUGGUGCUCAAUUUGGCAGCGCCAAAGGGCGCAUUGCAGAGGAAGAGCAAGUCAGCGAAGAGGCACUCUACGAGGGCAUCCUCCAAAUGCAGAGGAAAGGCCUUCCAGAUGUUGUGCAGCGCAACAAUCCCUUUGGAUCUGGGUAUGCAGGGCCGAUGUACGUUUCAUCCUGGUUUUUCAAGUGGCUGGUGACACACCCCGAGUUUCAAAAGGACUUGAUGGAGGCGAGUGGAGAGCCCGCCCAAGAUGCAGUCAGAAUGUGGGCCAGCAGCAUUGGUGUUGGUCGUCAGAAUGUUACCAAGAAGCUUGUUGUGGAUCUUGGGGCUGCGAGUGAAUCCCAACUCAAAUUUACUGCUGAAAAAGAAGCAGACCGAAAGCUGUACGGUGAGUGA
Messenger RNA from Cladocopium goreaui, 3954 nucleotides. Lineage: Eukaryota; Dinophyceae; Suessiales; Symbiodiniaceae. The record is from the annotation of a GenBank genome assembly.